Molecule: messenger RNA, 4608 nt
Organism: Sordaria macrospora k-hell
Lineage: Eukaryota; Fungi; Ascomycota; Sordariomycetes; Sordariales; Sordariaceae
Biological process (GO): transmembrane transport
Cellular component (GO): membrane
Molecular function (GO): ATP binding; ABC-type transporter activity; ATP hydrolysis activity
Source: RefSeq, a predicted model, not a curated record
AUGGAUUGGGGUAUCCGUUACUGGGCCUCACUCGGCAUCCCAGGCCACGGUAUAAACGAUGGCCAGUCUCACACGCCACUCGACAUAUCUAUCCAGAGGAGUCUAGGCGCUGACUGGGUUCUCGAGGGUUCGCGCAUCGCCAAGUCGGGCGUCGUUCAGAUUUGUCUUGUUGCCGUUGUCCUUGUAUGGACAGCAUUAGAAACCACCCGCCGCUACAGUUCCUUCGUCAACAUCCCAGAAACCACAAAGGCUGUCCGAUUCAGUCUGCCUCAUGAGAUUCUCUCCCAAGCCUCUCGUGGGGCUGCCUUUGCCUUCACCCUCGUCAACGGCUACCACUACCAUCAAUAUCGGUACGACUCUCUUCCUGUCGGCCUCGCUUUUCUUUUAGGCCUUGCUCGCUUGCUAGCUCCGCCAAAGUGGCAACGCGUGAUCUUGCAUCAGAUCAACUUCCUCCUCUUCACUUGCCUUGUUACCUUGGCCACAGCCUAUUUCCUCCCCUCUCUCAAGAUGAACUCGGACGAGGCCGUUGAAAGGACGGCGGCCGGUGCUGUCGAAAGUCUAGCAGUCGCAUCGCUCAUUGCUCUCGUCACUCCGAGAGAAUGGGGACCUCCGCCUGCCAUCGAAAACAUGGCCGUAUACAAACACAUCUCCGAGGCAGAGCCUACUGGUGAAGAAACAAACAGUUGGUUUGGCCUCUACUUCAGCUUUGGCUGGCUGACCCCACUGAUCUGGAAAGGCUGGCACACCCAAAUCGAUAUAGACGACCUUCCAGGACUUCCUUGGUAUGAUGAGCCCUCGCUUCUACUUGACAGGAUCCUCAAGGUCCGCGAGCGAUACAAAACGACCAUGUGGACUGUCUUCUACUUCCAGCGCAGCGAAAUUGUUGCCAUGUGUUUAUGGAUCGGUGUCGCCUUCGCCCUCGAACUUGUCGCCCCUUAUGCCAUGUACCAGAUUCUAAACUAUAUAUCGGCCCCCGAGGAUGCUGUGCUACAUCCCGUUAUUUGGCUUGCACUGCUCUUCAUUGGUCCUAUGGCAAGGUCAAUUGCCAUGCAGCAGUACAUUUUUACGGGAACCAGAUUCGUCGUCCGCCUCAAGUCCGCCAUGACCCAAGAGCUCUACCACAGGGCCUUGUCGAGUAUGGAACUCGAAGAUGACGUUAUGAAUGAUAUCGCCACAAGGGGUGCCAAAGAGCAAAGAGCGCAAACCACGUCGCAAGGAAGAUUGGCCAAUCUGAUGGCAAGUGACAUCGAUGCCGUGUUCAGGGCUCGAGAUGCCAUUAUUGGCCUUGUCGGCGUCCCCGUAGGCAUUGUUAUCAGCAUCAUCGGUCUUUACAGGAUUGUCGGAUGGACAAGUUUGGUCGGUCUUGCCUUCUUGGUGCUCUCCUUGCCGCUCCCAGCCUGGGUCUCUCGCUUGAUGACCAAGACGCAACGCAAGGCUAAGUUGGCGCAAGACUCACGUAUAUCACUGAUUUCCGAGUACCUCGAAGCCAUCAAAGCCAUCAAGUACUUCGCUUGGGAAUAUGCUAUCAUUGAGCGCAUUCAAGAAGCGCGAGAGAACGAGCAAAAAGAACUUUGGCACAUUUGCCUCUGGUACGCUCUUGUCGCACAGUUGGGCGAACUUAUCCCCGUUAUUGCCCUACUGCUUAUCUUCAGCCUUUACAUCGGGGUGAUCAAGCAGCCCCUCACUGCCCCUAUUGCCUUCACCACUUUGUCCGUGGUGAUGACCCUGAGGCAGAACAUGGGUUAUGUUUCCAUGAUGUCACGGAACCUUACUAACGCACAUGUCUCCGUUGAGCGUCUGGACAAGUUUUAUUCAAAUACAGCACCACUGACCCAAUAUCCAGAAGGUCCGCUGCGCAUACAGAAAGCCACUUUCCGGCGGAGCAAGAGGGCACCCUUUUUCCUCAAAGCCAUUUCGAUCGACUUCGUAGAGGGAGGCUUUAACAUAAUCAGUGGUCAGAGCGGGAGUGGAAAAACCAGUCUUCUCCUGUCUAUCCUGGGAGAGACCACCCUUGAAGAGGGGACGGUGACCAGGCCCAGUGACAUCGCUUUUGCCUCCCAGACACCGUGGCUUCAGAGCGAGACAGUACGCGACAACAUCCUAUUCCACUCUCCUUUUGAACAGGUCAGGUAUGACAGGGUUAUAGAGGCAUGCUGCUUGGGCUUGGACUUUGAAGAGCUUCCCAAAGGAGACUUGACAGAGGUAGGAGAGAACGGGACCUCGCUUUCUGGUGGCCAAAAGUCAAGAGUGGCAGUUGCCCGAGCUCUCUAUUCCAAGGCCCCUUUACUGCUGCUGGACGACAUCUUCUCUGCCCUCGACGCCAAGACGUCUGCGUCUCUAUGGAAGCAUUCCUUCUGCAGUGAUAUGCUCAAGGGAAGGACCGUCAUUCUGGUAACUCAAAUGCCUUGGGUAGCUUCCCAAGCCGAUCUCGCAAUCACAAUGGAAGCCGGAAUGGUCAAGAAUAUUGAUAGGAACAUUGGUGCUGUGCGCACACCAGUGGAACUGGAAUACGGAACUAUCAACGACGAGGAGUCCCAAGAGAGUACGGCCACCUUAAAGGUCCCACUUGCUGCAGGCGAAAACCGGGCGGGCUCUCCCAAGAUCAAAGACGAAAUAUCCAAUGAGAUGAGUGCCAGCGGAACAUCAGGACGCUUUACUUUCCUCAGGUACAUGCUUCGCUUUGGUGGGCCUGGGUACGUUAUUCUAGCUCUUGCCAGUAUGGUUAUUUCCGCUGUUGCCCUUCUUGCAACAACCUGGUGGCUCUCAGUUUGGGUCAAUGCAUACAACAAGAAAGAGGCUGUUAAUGUUGCGUUUUAUAUCACCAUCUACGCCGCCUUCAACUUUGGCCAGAUCCUUCUGAGGGGGGUGGGCCCUUUGAUAUUCAACCGAGGUGCAUGGCUGGCCGCACGCAAGUUACACAGGGGGCUCAUAGAAGGAGUGCUGAAUGUCUCAUUGGGUUGGUGGAAGAACAUACCAGUGGGACGGGUUGUCAAUCGGUUCAGCCGAGAUGUCGGGUCAUUGGAUAGUCAAUUAAGCUCCGUCGUUGAAUAUUUCAUUGAAGAGGGCAUUGGCAUCUUCUUCAAGGUCGGCGCUGUCAGUUCCAUCAUGCCUAUCUUCAUGCUGCCUGCUCUUCUCAUGGUCGGGAUAGGUAUCGGCUGUGGCGAGAUGUAUAUCCGAACUGCCGUCGUUCUGAAGAGGCUGGUCUCGUCCAGCCAGAGCCCCGUGUUCUCCCAGUUCAGUGGCAGUAUGGCUGGAUUAGCGGUUAUCCGUGCCAGACAAAACAUGCCUGGCACAUUCCGUGAUCAGUUGGCGGAACGUCUAAGGUCUUUUUCGCGGUCCCAGGAAACAUCGUUCAACCUGAACCGGUGGGUCGGUGUUCGGAUCGACUUUGUCGCUGCGCUGAUCACUGUCUCUGCUGGUGCGAUUGCCGUGUGGAAGGUUGGUGUUGUGGAGGCUGGGCUGGUGGGCUUUUCGCUGAGCAAUGCGACGGUCUUGAGUUCGCAGAUUCUGUAUUUUGUGAGGUAUAUGAAUGACGUGGAGGUGGAACUGCAGAGUUUCCAUCGCGUCGAGGAGUACGUCAAGCUUCCUACCGAAGACGAAAAGAACGGCUUGCGUCGACCCGACACCGAUAACGAAAGACAUGAAGACUCUUCAUUGGUUGAAGUUCCUGAGGAUUGGCCAGGGACAGGCACGAUCGAGAUCCGCAACGUAACAGUCAGAUACGACCCUGACGGUCCGGACAUCCUCAAGAAUAUCAAUCUCAAAUUCAACGCUGGUCAACGUGUUGCCGUUGUUGGACGUACAGGCUCAGGCAAGAGCACACUCGUUCUUUCCCUCCUCCGCUUUACCCACAUCGUCUCCGGGCAAAUCCUCUAUGACGGCGUCGACAUUACAACAAUCUCACGCAAGAGACUACGGCAGGCGCUAACCAUCAUUCCCCAAGAAGCUACGCUUUUCAAUGGCACCGUUGGAACAAACCUUGACCCAUCUGGCACCGUGCCGGUUCAGACACUGGAGAAUGCCCUUAGGUCCUGCACCGGCAUUGCAUCCUUUGAUUUCCGCAGCAGCAGUAGUGAUAACAGCACCAACGAUGAGGCUGAGACGAUUGACGGCGGCAACGACAUGGUACCCACCGAACGAACUCCUCUUCUCUCCUCUUCCUCCUCAUCCAUAGCCAACGGCCCCGGCUCGAACCCCACCCCCGGUUCCCUUUCCCUCGACACCCGCGUCCAAGCCAAGGGCGAGAACUUUUCCCACGGUCAACGCCAAGUGCUUUCCCUAUGCCGGGCUCUAGUCCGCAAGUCCAAGCUGAUGCUCUUGGACGAGGCGACGGCGAGCAUGGAUUACGAGACGGACAGAGGUAUUCAAGUGGCGUUGAGACAGGAACUCGAUGCCGGGGAUGAGAAAACAAGGACGCUGGUGACGAUUGCGCAUCGGUUGAGAACUAUUAUUGAUUAUGAUUUGGUUGUGGUCAUGGGAGGUGGGAGGGUGGUGGAGGUUGGUUCGCCGGGUGAGUUGUAUAAGGCAAAGGGGAUGUUAUGGGAGAUGGCUAGGUUUAGUGGGGAGCGUGAGGAUUUGGAGGGGGUGUUGGAGCGAAUGGGGGUGUGA